Molecule: messenger RNA, 813 nt
Organism: Fusarium subglutinans
Lineage: Eukaryota; Fungi; Ascomycota; Sordariomycetes; Hypocreales; Nectriaceae
Exons: 1
Coding region: 1-813 (270 amino acids)
Source: RefSeq, a predicted model, not a curated record
AUGAAUGAAGAGAGACGCGAGCAGAUCGCGGCCGCGCUUCGCCGGUACCGUGAGACAGUAUUGCAGCACAAUCUAUUCUUGCUCCGUACUUUAGUGGAGAAAGUCGAAGCUGAGCCUACUCCGUCAAACUGCACAGAACCGGCCGCACAGAGCCUACGAAUGCAAGCAAUCCAAGAGCUCAUUGAAGUUCCCGAGUCCAUUGAAGCGCCGCAAGACGUCCUUCAUGAAAGCGUCAUUUCUUCAUUGAUCUCGUCAGCCUCGCUUGAGGGCGUGGACGAUGAUCCAGUGGACCCCUCACUGAGACGAGAAUACUUCGCCGGCAUCCAGGCAAGCAUUGCAGAGAGGGGCGCGGAGGUUGCUGAAUUUCCCCCCUCGGACCUAGAGUACCUCUGUACUCUUGUCAGUGGCAUUACGGGUCCGGGUCUUCCAUUUCACAGGGAAACAUCUCAGUUCGACUUCAUCACACCUCUCCGACCCGGCAAGAUCAAAGCCAUGAUUCAAGCUGUCGUUGUGCCAGUACGGCGCGAUGCAGAAGAGGAACGUAAUCAACUCACUGGGAUUUGGGAGGACUGGAAAAUUUCCAUAGCGUUCAAGAUUGGCGCUGGCCCUCGUGGUUGGGGUGGCUCAUACGCUCUAUACUGCCGCAAUGAGGACAAGGAGCCGUGGAAAUGGAGAUAUGGAGUUCAUGAUGAAGAGUGGCAUAGCGAUGUCUAUGAUAAUGUGGACGACUUCCUUGGAUUCUAUGCUCAUUUCAAUGAACAAACUGAGGAGGACCUCGAGGAUGACAUAACUAGUUUGGAAGCAUUGGCAUGA